UCCUUCCUUCGGAGGAAGGUGGACCCAUAUUAAUGUCGGACCAACAUGGCGGCAAAAUAUAAGCAAAACAAGUGAAAGGAAACGCAUGUGUAAACCAGCUAUUUAUUGCAAUUUUUAUGUGAGAAUAGUCGAGCACUUUCGCUGUCCGUGACAACAUAAUCUCUACUGUAGGUGCAGGUCAAGACACUCUGACAACGGACGGACAGCUAAUAGUUAGCUAGCUGUAUGGUAACUGUAAGCUAACCGUAGCUGUCAAUUAAGAGCGAUUUGAAACAAGGUAGGAAGUUUGUAAAAAUAAAAUAAAAAAUAACAAAAAUGUGGGGUGAAAUCGAACCUCCCGUUAAAACACAACCGAGUUUGUGUGAACGUGAAAGCGAGGAUGACGUUAAAUUGCCAGAGCCGAUGCUGCUGCCACGGAGAUGUGACGUGACGUUCCCACCCGCAGACCCCCCGCAGCCUCGGCCGGACGCCCAGGUAACAUCACCAGCAUCUUGCGUGAGCGCGGCAGAGUCCGUCUGUGUAAAUGACAUGGUGGAGGCCAUAGUCAAGAGUGGGAGUCCGGUGAAGAGCCAGCAGAUCGGAGAGGCUGAGCUGAGCCCGAAGGAGCGCAGAGAGGAGCUGCUGCAGCAGUACAGGAGCAGGCCGCUGGUGUUCCUGGAGAGGUACCAUGCCCUACUCAAGCCUCAGAACCUGUCAGCGUUCGCCCACGUCUGCUCAGAUCCACGGGUUCAGCACUACAGCAAAGUGAUACAGAGACGAGCUGCAGCGUGCACCAACAGGACCCGGGUUCGAAACCAGCGUUAUGCCGCCCUGAGGGCCCUGCAGAGGGAGGGGCAGUAUUUCAGUGAGGAACAGAUGCGGAUGAGGGAGCCGCUGCUGUAUGAACAAUAUAUCGGCCAGUACCUGACUGAUGAGGAGGUGCUGGAACGCUCCCAGGGGGCCAUGCAGGGCGAUGCACAGGCGGAACCUGGGGGAGCUGCAGGAGGACUCGCCCACCUCCUCCUCAACUCCUACCAGGAGCAUCUCAUCCAGAAUCGCCUGCAGGAGGAGCAGGAGAGAGAGGAGGGAGCACAGGAGGAGGAGGAGGAUGAAGAAGAAGAUGAUGAUGACACCGUUCAGCAGGAGGAAGGGGAGCCCUCCCGAGAGGAGAAGGCUCUGCUCAGGGAGGAGUUCAUCAGUCAGAUGCACCAGCGCUUCCUCGAUGGCAAAGACAAGGAUUUCAACUACAGGUCUGCCACGCCACCACCAGACAGACUCUCAAAGGCCGCAAUUGUGUUCCUUAGAAAUUUAACAGCAAACUCGUCAGUGAGGUGGAUGAGAACCCAGACUACGACAACUUGGACAUAGUCAGCAGAGACGCGGAGGAUAAAUACUUUGAUGAAGACGAUGACGAAGAGGAGGAAGACGAGGUGGAAAAUGAUGAGGAGGAAGAAAAUAUGACAGAAUAAUCAAGUUUUCGUUUCCUUUCUGAACUGUAAAUUCAAAUGUACAGAACAAUGGUAUGUAUUUUAUUUUUCAAUGUUACAUUUGAAUGCAACUGUAGCUCAAAAUAAAUAGUUUUUUGGUCUUUUGCACUUUGCAUUA
Messenger RNA from Acanthopagrus latus (yellowfin seabream), 1584 nucleotides. RefSeq names its product coiled-coil domain containing 97 (gene ccdc97). The coding region runs from base 316 to 1347 and encodes 343 amino acids. The transcript is spliced from 7 exons. Lineage: Eukaryota; Metazoa; Chordata; Actinopteri; Spariformes; Sparidae. The record is from RefSeq and is a predicted model, not a curated record.